Molecule: messenger RNA, 5668 nt
Organism: Ochlerotatus camptorhynchus
Lineage: Eukaryota; Metazoa; Arthropoda; Insecta; Diptera; Culicidae
Gene: RhoGAP15B
Product: RhoGAP_ARAP and RA_ARAPs domain-containing protein RhoGAP15B
Exons: 5
Coding region: 725-5584 (1619 amino acids)
Biological process (GO): signal transduction
Cellular component (GO): cytoplasm
Molecular function (GO): phosphatidylinositol-3,4,5-trisphosphate binding
Source: RefSeq, a predicted model, not a curated record
UCGCGUACGGACCGGUUUCUGUCGUAGCUCCUCAAUGCGUGCAUCGUCUGGAGUUCCUAUAUCCAAUACAUACAUCCUCGGUAAAAAAAAAAACAAGUAACUCAAAACAGUGUAUUAGUGACAACUCUAAGCUCAGUGCAAGUUCUUUUGUUAUUAAUCAUGUAACCGGAGUGGAGUGCACUGUGUGCAAAACAUACAUCAUUCCUGUCAACAUUGUGUCUCAAAAUAAUUAAAUAGUGCCGCACCCCUUCGCCGUGUGCUGCUCUAAAUGCCAUACGUGUGCAAAACUAGUGGAAUGCAGCAAUUGAUCAACCAUAUGAAAAGAAAGCGUGUCUAUUUGCAAAUAACAUCGACCAGAAGUGAUUUCUCUAAUUACCCUCUCACACGAGCUGCAAGUUGAAGUUACGUGAGUCAAAUUUUUUGAUGGCUAAUCAAUUUACGCUGCUCGAGGCAAGUGAAUAGAAGAAAGAAGCAGCUCAAGUAAACGCAGUGCCAGUGUAGUGGUGAUACUGUGUUUUUGAUACUGUUGUGCAAUUUUUAAGUAAUGGUAGUUGUAUGCGCUGGAAUUGAAGCUGACCAAUGUGUCAAUCAUAACAACAGUGUAACUUGAGUGAGUUGAAUAUUCCUGCGUGGCAUACUUGGAUUUUGGAGCGACUGGUGGAUGGAGAGUAGGUGCGUUCAGUAAACCAUCAUCUGUCAACUGUCACUAUCAUAGAGACCAACAAUGGCAGACCCAGCAUCAGCUACACCGGUACCGGUCCCCCGCCCUCGCCAUCGACCCAACAACGCUGCCAGUACCACCACAGAAGACAACAAAGUCACGAACGAUAGCAGCACAUCUAGCCAAGAUGAACCGGACUGUAUUGGCACAAGCAGUGAAACCAUUCCAUCGAUCUACCCAAAGCUCGAACAGGGCAGCUUCCCAUCGCUGUACCGCAAGCAGGACUACGAAAACUUCGAAAUCAUCCACCCGAAGAGCAGGGCACCCAAGGUCCAGAACAACAAACCCGAAUCGGAUGCCAGUUCAAGACCCGUUCCGGCUCCGAGGCGCAGCAAGGUCGUCGUUCACGAAGAUCAGGAAAGUUCAAGUCAAUACCAGAACGUUACACCGGCAGCAGUAACGACAGGUGCCAUAAAGAAACCUCCGAUUACGCCAGCACCCACAUGUCCUGGAAUCACUACAGUUCGCAACGAUCUACGGGGAAAUGGUUCGUCGGCCACCACCCCACCGGGGACCACCAGUAGCAAAAGGUUUAGUUUCGACAGUGAUUCACUUCCGGAGUUGAAAAAUCGCAGCGAAUCGGAUGGGGUGUCCAUCGGGAGCGGUGAUAGCGGUAGGAAGUAUAAGACUACCUCUCCAGGGGAGCUGUUCAAAUCGAUUGGGAUGACAUCCAAGCUCUUAACGGAGUCCAUCACCGAACGAAUGACGCACAAGUCCAAGAAGGUUGCCACCAAGUUGGACAAGAACUUUAAAAACUGGGGCACAGAAGCGAGCAGUAAGUUCAAGAGCGUCAGCAAAUCGAUCAACAGCUUAGCGGAGGACAAGCUAUCGAUGUCGUUGGCCCGUGGUAAAGACGGCAAAGCCGGACGGAGUAACAGUACGACAGAUGAACCGGAUUUCCUGGAACGGAGACAGACCGUACCGGCGGAGAACAGUGAUCUCAUGAAGAACAUUCAGUUCAACAGUCCGUUGAACAAUAAGAUUAACAAUCAGGAAGAUCUGACCAAAGGGUCAUCUUCCUCGUCCACGUACGACAUUCCGAAGAGUGCCAAAAGGACAAACUUUGAAGAGCCUCCACCGUACGACACUUCGAUGAAGUCCAAGUCCAACAGUAGCAUGAGCUUGGCGUCGGCUUCAUCCUCGUCAACGAAUCCACCUCCGACGGGGGUGUUCACCAGGAAUUCAGGGUUGAGUCAAAGUUUGUACAGCAAAGUUGUGCCAAAGAAGGAUCGAAAUGGAGGAUUUCCUUCGCCAGUACCACUGCGUCAGAAGAAUAAGAGCGAGUCGAACUUGCAGGAGAGUAAGUUCUACAUAGAUUCCGUUCGGGAAGUGGAUAUCGAUAGCAGUUCGGAGAAUAUCCCACAUCCGAAGUUCCCUGCUCCAGUUUUUCAUGCCGAAGAAGCUCCCGGAAAGCGUGAGAACCCCUAUGGAAAGCUCAAUAUCAUUCCAAAAUCGACUUUAAGUAGUUCCUCGGAGGAGGACAACACCCUGCCGGAGAUGCUGCAGCACAUCAAGAUCCGGAAGAAAACCGAAACCUACGAAAACGUCGCACUCGGUAGCUCUUCAGGUCCGGAUUCCCAGAGGGCUACCUGCAAUUCGGUGAAUCGUGUCUUCUCUCGUCGUUCAUCGUCCAUCGACGAGCUGCGGAACAAUCUGAAUCUGCGUUCGGAUUCAUGGAAUUUCUACGACAUAAGCACCCGGAAUGCCCAGCAACGAGAUGACGAAGACGAAGAUAGCUCUCGUUUGAGCACUCCGGAACCAAUGUACGCCAAUGAAAAUCAACUCUAUGGGCAAAUUUGUGAAAUGGAGACUUCCCUGCUAAAACCAGAACUGCUGAAUGCUCGACCUGCCCGGCAUGACUACGAUGAGGUCUCCAUCUCUGACAUUAUUGACGAGUUCGACCCAUUGGCUCAUCGACGAUCCCUGGCUGCAAUGAUUGAGAAGACCGGAGGAAACGCCGAACUAACGUUGAUCGAAAACAUUCUCAGUGCAGAGACCUACGGACGACAAGCGAGAUUGGAGCAUUCGGAUGAGAACCUAGUGCUGCAGAAUAUCCCCAAACAGCUGCCGAAACCUCCGAAACGUUCCGAUUCACUAUUGGAAUCAACUGUAAAGGAUGAUGCUGGUCCACCGAACAAGGAACCCCCUCCGAUUCCUCGCAGGAAGAAAUCCCGCAGUCCCAAAAGGAGUAUGAUCAUUCACCAGAAUCUGAAUUUACCGUCCGAUAGUAUCGAGAAUCUGGUUGAUGAGAUGGAGAUUGAACCGUACCUGGCGAAAGUUGAUGAGCCGGGUUCGAGUCAAGAGCAAGCAGAUUUGAGCUAUCCGUCGAGUAGCCAAGGUCCACAGACCAGUUGGUUCGUAGCGGAUCAUGCCUCCGGUCCAGAACCGGACAAGUUCCACAAAUCUACAAAGGUGAACCCGUUGAACGAGAAGGCCGACUGCAAACCGGUGGAGAAGAUCCAGAAGGAGCUUCCGACGGAGUUAACGCGAAUCAACGAGGACGAUACGUAUCUUCCGUCGUACAUGGAAGCCAUAGGCGCAGAAGUACAUAGUGAUCCGCUACCAGGACCUUCCUGUAGUAAGCCCAGCGUGACGUCCAAGCUGUUCAAUGCGCUGAAGCGUAAAUCUAGCUUCAAAGGAAAGACCGAUACGCGAACGGUUCUGGAGAUGAUCCCAAAGCCUUUGCUGACCGAGAGGUUCAUUAGUCACCAUGGACAUGUCCUGAAGCUGCCUUCCGGAAUGAUCGGAGAUGUAUUCAACGAGUUGGCUCCUAGGUCGGCCCUAUUGAAGGAAAAGAUCAUCCAGACGUACCAAGAUCCGCAGAAAACGCAACCCAAGGAGACGUUGCAUCUGAAGUUCAUACUGAGCUUGCAGUGCGUAGUGCAGCACAAGUUCAACAAUGAAGGUGGACUGGAUUUGCAUUGCUUUGAGGUCGUGCUGGCACUGCCGAAGAAAGAAGGAAGCUCCGGAGCCAAUCAACAGCUGGUAACGAAUCCGAAUCUCGUGAUUACGAGCAACAAUAGUGGGAAUGUGAAAACUUUGCGGCAGUCGUACAUAUUUGGGGUCCAUAAGCGAUCGGAUAGGAACCUCUGGAUGGCGAAGAUCUUGCAGUCUGUGACGGAAGUGUUUCCGGAUACGUGCCUAGCGGAGUUUACGCGAGCUGGUUGGUGUUAUAUGAGGAAAUCGGUUUCGUCUAGCUGGAGUGGAGCGUGGCUGUUGCUGGCCAAGCGUCGGUUGUAUUUUUACAAUUACCAGGAUCGGCAACUCGAGCAACUGGAUCUGAGGAAGGCUCGGUGCAUCGGAGGGAUAGAAUCAGACGAAUCGAUCCGGAAUCUACACACCGAAGCAGGGCCUUCGUUGUUCAUCGACUGUCCUCCGUAUGCUACGUUGUAUUUCAUCAUGGCUUCCCCACGAGAAAGCCAAAUUUGGAAGAAAAUCAUCAAGGAUACGGCUCACAAAAACGGAACCAGUAUCCAUAGCCAGCAGUUGACCAAACACGACGUCCCCGUGAUGAUCGACAAGUGCAUCAACUUCAUCUAUGCUCAUGGGUCGAUGUCCGAGGGUAUCUACCGCAAGUCCGGUUCCUCUAGUCAGGUCAACAAGAUCUUACAGCUCUUCAAGGAGGACGCCUUCGCGGUUCAGCUCACCCGUGGUGAGUUCAACGAAUAUGACGUCGCCGGAGCAUUGAAGAAGUUCAUCCGGGAAAUCCCGAACUCGUUCUUUGGAAGCUACGCGAUCAGUUUCGUCAGUAUUACCAGUCUAAAGUCUGCCAAGGACAAGAUCGAUUCCUACAAGGAACUUCUCUUGCGUCUUCCGAAAAUCGAAUAUCAAACCUUGAAGAAGCUAAUCGGACAUCUAAGCUUCAUCGCUUCGUUGGAGCAGCACAACAAAAUGGGCGUCCCAAAUUUGGCUAUGAUCUGGGGAUCGACGCUCAUGGCAAACUCUAGCCAGAACAUGGAAGCCGAACAGUAUACCUAUAGCCAGGAAGAGUCGGACGUUGUUGUGGAUCUGAUUAAACUGUACAAGAACAUGUUUACGAUCACACCGGAAGAGGUCAAGAAGGAGCUGCUGAUGCUGAAGGUCCUGCAAAAGUACCACGCUGCAGCGGAGAAUCUGUCCGAUUCAGUGAAGCACUCCGGAGAUUUGAAGGUCUGGAUUUCGAUCGAGUGCGACGAGGGAAGCAGUCGAGUGACGGCUGACGAGAAGACGCAGAUAAACGUUACGAUUACACCGACCAAGACGGCUUCCGACAUCUGCAAGGAGCUCGCAGAGAAAACUCCGUUCCAGUGGUACAAGCUGACGAUGUACGAGGUUAUCGGGGAAGGUUCGUUAACUCGACCCGUGCACUACAGCGAGAAAGCGUUGGAGAUUGUGUUGAGGUGGACCUACUGGAACGACGUCGAUCGGAAAAACAACUACUUAGCGAUACGGCAGACUACGACGCUGAACGACGUUUACCGGCACAUUCAGAAGGCUCCACUUUUGACGCCAACCACGGAACUGAAGUUUGCCGAUAGGAAGACGAAGUCGUUGCGCUGUUACAAACUUCAGCUGAUCGGGAAGGAGAUUGUAGUUUUGAAAAGGGUUGACAAAAAGGAUAAAGGCCUGUACGAGGAGCUGAUGAAGAUAGACCUGAGUAAGGUUGAUGCCUACAUAGGACGGGAGGCGAAACGGGAUCAGUCGAGUCUACGGUGGGCGAUAACGCUGGUGGAGCAUGACUUCAAGAAGCGGACACGUGAUGCCCCGUUUAUCGGCCACCUGUUCGGUGGGAUCGAUUUCAAUGAACAAGUUCUGUGGUAUUCCAGCAUUCUGUACAGCCUGCACAAGGAUGACAUCCUGCCGAGCAGCGAUUUGUUCUUCUAGCCGAUAGUUAGCCAAUAUUUACAAAAGAGUAUUCUCUAGGUUUUGACCAUUAGUUAUUCAAUUUAAAGAUGAAUAAAUGUUUCA